AUGUCGUCGCUUUUCCAUCCUUUCACCUUGAACGAACAGGACCUGGUCAUCCUUGCCCUCGGUCAGGGCAAACAGUUCAUCACGGGCCCUUGCACAAGCGACGCUGACUGCGCUUCGGGAUGCUGUGGGUUUAACUCUGGUGUUUGCGCAGGUCCCGUUGUUGCGCAAGAACGUGAUGGUGGGUGCGGGUUCGGCGAUGCCCAGCCGAACGAUAAUGCAGCUGUCGCCUUCCGCGGCCAAGGAUCUGGCAACAACGGAGCCCAAGGCAACAACGGAGGCAACGGAGGUAAUAACGGAGGCAAUAACGGAGGCAAUAACGGAGGCAACGGAGGUAACAACGUCAACAACAACGUUGCUGGUGCCUCAGGGCAAGCCGGAGUCUCCCCCGGAACACAAUUCAUCACAGGCCCAUGCACAAGCGACGCUGACUGCGCGUCUGGCUGCUGCGGGUUCAACUCUGGUCUUUGCGCCGGUCCCGUCGUCGCGCAGGAACGUGACGGUGGUUGUGGAUUUGGCAAUGCGCAACCCAAUGACGAUGCCGCGCGGGCGCUGCAGGGAAAGAGGAGGAGCGUGGCAUUUAACGCCUAA
Histoplasma capsulatum G186AR is the source of this 588-nucleotide messenger RNA. RefSeq lists its product as uncharacterized. Lineage: Eukaryota; Fungi; Ascomycota; Eurotiomycetes; Onygenales; Ajellomycetaceae. The coding region runs from base 1 to 588 and encodes 195 amino acids. The record is from RefSeq and is a predicted model, not a curated record. The transcript is spliced from 2 exons.